Messenger RNA from Trichosporon asahii var. asahii CBS 2479, 1788 nucleotides. RefSeq lists its product as uncharacterized. The transcript has 2 exons. Lineage: Eukaryota; Fungi; Basidiomycota; Tremellomycetes; Trichosporonales; Trichosporonaceae. The record is from RefSeq and is a predicted model, not a curated record. Bases 1 to 1788 code for a protein of 595 amino acids.
AUGUCGCGUCCCCUCGCUGGCCCAUCGCCGCUGGGUGGCCCGAGUCCUCGCCCCGGCCCGAGCCCACGGACUGGCCCUUCCCCACUCGGCGGACCGAGUCCUCGGCCCAUCAACGGCCCCAGUCCCCGUACAGCUCCCAGCCCACGAGCAGCUCCCAGUCCCGUCGCCUCUUCCGGCGCCGCCGCCGUCGCCCAGCGCAACCUCUCCACUCCGACUCGCCCGUCACCAGUUAGCUUAGCGGGUCCCAGUCCCCAGGGAUCCAGCCCCAGUGCGCUGAAGCGCGGCGCAGGUCCCGCCGAUAAGCAACGAGAUCCCAAGAAGCCCAAGCUUGCACCGGGUCCCUCAUGGAUUGUUGACAAGGUGGAAGUCAUGCAGCAGCAGUACAAGGGUCGUGUGAUCAGAAGGCUGGCGACGAAGCCGGACGAGGAAUCUGUCGCACGGACAUGUGCUGACUUCCAGGAUGCCCUGAUAGCCGCGACGAUGAUUCUGCAAUAUCAGGCCGACAGCCGAGCGAUCGGAUACAAGUCGAAGACGCCGCGGAAGCUCGAGCUUCGACUAGAAACGGCGUGGCGGAACUACGAUGCUGUGCGACGACAGGUGGAGUGGUUUAUCGCGCAGAAUGUGGAGUACGCGGCCGCCCCGGAGAAGUUCAUGAAGGCUCGACCCCCGCCGUUGCCCCUCGCACCCAUGACUUUACCGACCCCAAGCCCAAGCAUCCCAGCACACAUGCAGGGCAACACGCCAAAGGCCGCUGCUGCCGCAUCUCCGAUUCAGCUUGGCGCUGCCAGUCUGCUGUCGAACCAGCCGGCGCCGCCGGCAAGUGCAAGCGUACCUGGAGGGUUUCCCGAGGGCUUGCUUGACGGCAGCCUGAACUUGGACGGCAUGAACAUGGAGGAGCUGAAUGCUUUCAUCGGCGGUGCGCAGAACGGCAAUGUCAAUGGCGGCAACGACAUGAACAUGCCGCAGCAGAUGCAGGUCCCGGACGUCCCGCAGAAUACGGACAACCCGCCCGAUCAGACCGCGAUGACGCCGAACACGUCCAACCUGCUCAACACACUCCAGGGCAACACGACCGACGCCGCGCAGAACCCGCAGGCGCAAUCGCAACCCCCACAACCAGCUGGCGACUUCGAGUUCAACUUUGGCGAGAACGGCGGCGUCGACCUGACCUCCAUCGACUUGAGUGCGUUCGACGAUCUGUUCCCCGAGGACUCGACCGUUGGCGAUGCGAUGGGCGCGCCCGGCAGCGCUCCAGACGCGACCGCGCCUGCACCCGCGAACGAGGAGAAGAAAGAUGAUCAGCCUCCAGCUGCUACCGCGGAGCAGCCUGCGGCGACUGGAGACCAGAGCCAGACCCAAAACGGACAGCAGCAGCAACAGCAGCAACAACCCCAGGAGCAGCAGCAGCAACAACAGCCCACACCGCAACCGCCGCAAUCGGCAUCGCCGCAGAAGCCUGCUACACCAGCUCAACCUGCUCAGCCCGCCCAGCCGCCCGCCGAGAGUGCUCCCCCGGCCCAGCCCGCUCCCGAUGCUGCACCUCCUCAGCCGGCUCCUGUCCCCGUCGCCGCAGCUGCAACCGAGCCUGCCCCGGUCCCGGAUCCUGUCCCCGUCCCUGUGCCCGAGCCCGAGCAGAAGACCGACGACACGAGCAACGGUCUCGGUGGCUUCGACACGGGCAAUGGUAUCGGCGACAUGGACCUCAACUUUGACGAUUUCAACUUUGGCGACAUCAUCCCGGACGUCAACGACCCCGACUUUGAGAGCAUGUUCGCAGAGUUCGAAUGA